This is a messenger RNA of Hibiscus syriacus, 630 nucleotides long. RefSeq names its product probable serine/threonine-protein kinase DDB_G0278665. Bases 1 to 630 code for a protein of 209 amino acids. The transcript has a single exon. The record is from RefSeq and is a predicted model, not a curated record. Lineage: Eukaryota; Viridiplantae; Streptophyta; Magnoliopsida; Malvales; Malvaceae.
AUGGCUUCUUCAUCCACGCAAAAAUUUGACACCCUACUUUCCACAACCAACUAUACUUCUUCCCGGAGAACGCCUUCGAUCUCUUCUUCUUCUUCUUCUUCGUCUUCGUCUUCAUCAGCAACACUGUCAUCUUCACUUGGAUCCUCGCAUUUUCAAGAUGAUUCUCCUCUCAGUCCAGCGGCUCCAGUUCGGUUUUCAGGCGUACCGUUUUCUUGGGAACGUUUACCUGGUAUCCCCAAGAAGCUUCAAAACCACAAGAAGAACGAAUCCAUCAAGUUGCUUCCAUUGCCACCUCCGGCUACUCCACCAACCUCCAGGAAGAACAUAUUGGGAAAUUUGUUAUCCCGGAAGAAAACUUCCACCGCCGCCGCUGCUGCUGAGAGUUUCCGAAAGGACCCAUUUUUCUCGGCAUUGGUUGAAUGUUCCAAGGAUGACGACAACGACAAUGACGAGGAUGAUAGCAAACUGUGGAGAGCAGCAGGGGCUAAGGUUACAAGGAGUAUCAGUGAGAGGUUCGGGUUCAUUAACCUUUAUUGUAAAAGUUGUUCAGUUUCAGAAUCAAUAGUCUAUCUCCCGAGGGCAAGUAGCAGAACAGCUAAUUAUGGCCUAAUUAAUCGUCGUUCCCGUUAA